Molecule: messenger RNA, 855 nt
Organism: Trypanosoma theileri
Lineage: Eukaryota; Euglenozoa; Kinetoplastea; Trypanosomatida; Trypanosomatidae
Exons: 1
Source: RefSeq, a predicted model, not a curated record
AUGUUGUUACGUUUUGUGUUUUGUUUGUUGACUUUGCUUGUGAGCGUUGCCUGUGAUUGUGUAACGGCAACUGGAGAUGGUGGCACUGCUCUUGCUCUUCCUACCUCUUCUAAAUCUGAAUCUGGUAAAUGUCCUCCAGAAUCUCCCGGUGGUCCUCAGUGUACUCCUAAAGGUAUUGAAACUGAGGACACUUCUAAAAAAUGUGAGGAUGACACUGAGGAAGGUAAAUGCACUGACAGGGAUAAAACCAUUAAAGAUAGUGAGGUUUUGGGGCGUGAUAAUGCGAAGAGCCGUUCUCCUGCUCUUGAGGCAAAUGGUGAUGGAUUAAAUAAUGAAGUGUCGCUAAACGGUCCAAGUAAAGUGGUGGUAGAAAAUGAAAGAGUUACGAAUUUAGGUGACGUUGAUCUGGAGAAUCAAAAACAUGACGAAAGUGAAAGAGGAAAACCACCACUAACUCCAGAGGAUAGAACUCAUAGGGAAACUACUCAAUCAGAAGCUCAUGUACAGACCCAAGCGCAACAAAGCGCACAACAAGGAAUCCCUGGUUCUCCUCUAACGCAAGAGAUCAGCACCGUGGUCAGCAACCCCAGGAUUACAGGAGAACAGGGUACUGAAAGGAAUGGUAAUGCACUUAAUACGGAAUCCUCACCUCAAACAAAUCCACACCAACAAGAAAAUAAUGAAAUGCAAUCAUCUGGCACUGCUGGUGCUGAUAAUGCUGGUAUUCCUGCAUCAACUUCUCCAGCGGAAACUGAAAAUACAAAUGCAUCUGAUAGUGCAAACGCUUGGAGUGUCAGUACACCUGCAGAGAGUGAAUCAACAAACACCCAAGCAAAUAAUACAGAGACACCCACC